UGUAGGGAGUUUAAUGUCGUCGAGUCCUUCGACAAGCAUCGCCAUGACACCCGAGAAGCACAUGCGCUUAGCGAAACCCUUUCCACCUUGUGCGAGAUCGUUGCGGCAUCAUGACGGUCAGACGUGGAUCGACGAUGCAACCGAGGACGACUUCGUGGACGACCUAUGGACGACCGUCGUCCCUUACAUGAACCGGCAUCUCGACGAAUGGAACGAAAAUGACUGGAAGACGAUGGAGCGUUCCUGCCCAUGGGCAAGCCAUUACAAGUUUGCCAACAUGUUGGAGUUCGGGAGCCUCAUUGCACUGCUUGAUGGUGUCCUCCAUCGAAAGACCCUGGACGAUAAGGGUAAACCGGUCCGCUUCCGUACCAGCUUCAGACGUCGCCUCCACAGCGAGUACAUCACAUCUUCGCCACGAACUUGGGGAAGUUCGCAGAAGCAAGAGUUUGUGGAUUGCGCUCAUCAUUGUUCAUUCUUGGAACACUACCCACCCCGUUGCCCAGGGACUUCUCCACAAGCUCUGUCGUACUGUUGUGUGCGGUUGACGGAUGACGGAUGUUCUUUCGCCAGAGUGUUUCUUCAAGCAAAAGGUUCCAAGUUCAAGGCGGCCAUGUCUCGCCCAGAUGUAGAUGGGCGGUCAGACUUGGUGAGAGCAGGUCAGUGUGCCGACUUUCCUCUUCUGACGUACUUCGAAAACAUGGAUGAGAUUUUGGGCUUUAUUGAAAUAAAAGUCCCUGGGCGACUGGCGAUCAUCACAAAGGGAGGAGCGUUUCCUUUUCAAUAUGAGAGAAUCUUCAGGAUCGUAGCGGGAGGACGGACAAUGUUUGUCAUCAUGGUGAGGUUUACUGAUCUGAACAUUUUCGACAUGCGCAUAUAUGAGCGUCGGGGGGAAAAUUGGAUGCAAGGAGAUUUUACAAGAGCUUAUGUAAAAGCUUCAGAAACUCUUUUCGCCUUGAGACGUGCUGUGCUCGGAGCAGGGGGUGAUAUUGAGGGUUUCUCGUUUGCCAUUACGGAGUUUGAAGGAUAUUGUUACGACACACAAACACAAGAGCGUCAAGGGGGAAACUGGAUGCUGGGAGAUUUUACAUCAGCUUAUCUGCAAGCUGCAGAUAUUCUUGUGUCCUUGAGACGUGUUGUUGUCAUGGCCGGGGGAGACGUUCUCGGUUUCCAUUACGGGGUUCGAAGCUACAUUCAGCCAAGCAACAUUCAAGAGCAUCAAGACUCUGUCCAGACAGUCCAGAAGAGAACAGUGCCGGAAUCGAUUGCCAUCGCUCAGACCCUACCAAACACCGGAGGAAGGAAGGAAGGAAGGAAGGAAGGAAGGAAAAUGGCACACGUUGGCAAGUACGCGGACGAGCUCAUCGCCACGGCGAAGAAAAUUGCGACCCCUGGGAGGGGUAUUCUCGCCGCUGACGAGAGCACGGGCACCAUUGGGAAGAGACUGGCCAGCAUCAACGUGGAGAAUGUGGAAUCCAACAGGAGGGCUCUGAGGGAGCUUCUCUUCACCGCUCCYGGGGCGAUGCAGUACAUCAGCGGCGUCAUUCUGUUCGAGGAGACGCUCUACCAGAAGACGGCAGACGGGAAGCCUUUCGUCGAUSUCCUCAAGGAGGCCGAUGUGGUGCCYGGCAUCAAGGUCGACACCGGCGUUGCGGCCCUGGCAGGCACGAAGGGCGAGACCACGACGCAAGGSCACGACGGAYUGGGCGCCAGGUGYGCCAAGUACUACCAGGCGGGCGCGCGGUUCGCCAAGUGGCGCGCUGUCCUGAAGAUCAGCGCAGACGGAUGCCCUACGCCGCUGGCAAUCCAGUCCAACGCGGAUGGGCUGGCCAGGUACGCGUCCAUCUGCCAGGAGAACGGGCUGGUGCCGAUYGUGGAGCCGGAGAUCCUGAUCGACGGCACGCACGACAUCGAGAAGAGCGCGGCGGUGACGGAGAAGGUGCUGGCGGCGGUGUACAAGGCUCUGAGCGACCACCACGUGCUKCUGGAGGGCACGCUGCUGAAGCCGAACAUGGUCACGCCSGGAUCGGACGCUGCGAAGGUGGCGCCGGAGGUGGUGGGCAAGUACACGGUGAGGACGUUGCAGAGGACGGUUCCCGCGGCCGUUCCCGGGAUCAUGUUYCUGUCGGGCGGGCAGAGCGAGGAGGAGGCGACCCUGAAUCUGAACGCGAUGAACGCUUUGGAGGCGACGAAGCCAUGGACGCUGUCMUUCUCGUACGGGAGGGCGCUGCAGGCGAGCACGCUCAAGGCGUGGGGAGGCAAGGUGGAGAACGUUGCGGCGGCCCAGAAGGCGUUCUUUGUGCGCGCCAAGGGCAACGGGGAGGCGACGCUCGGGAAAUACAGUGGCGCUCCCGCGAUCGAGGGAGCGUUAGAGAGUCUGCACGUUAAGGACUACAAAUACUGAAGUGUGGGCGGGAUUCAUUGCUAGUUACUGUAUAGGAAUCUGCAUCGGCGACUUCCGAGCCUCGUGUGGAGGCAGGCGGUUGAUCGCAUAUGCGAUCGUAGAAUAGAACAGUAGGUGAUGCAUAGCCAGACUUUCUCUGCGUUUGCUUCGAGUGAGAGAGUGUUAGGUCUAUAUUAGGAGGUAGGGUCUGGUUCACACAGCAGCUCGUAGUCUCAACGGCUGUUGCAUCCGUAGUUUGCCUUUGUGCAUUUGGUUGAAGACGAGUUUGCCGGCAGUCGGACGGUUUCAUUCCAUUGGGGUUUAACGGUUUAUCGAUUAAUUGAUUUGAAUUUGGAUCCGUGAUAAUUUUUGUUCUUUCCGGAUUGGCGAUCAGUGUUUUGUGUGGUGACGAAUGUUACUCGGUCGUCUGUACGUUUGGAAGAUGAGCUGGAACUCGGGAUGAUUCGGACUGUUCUAUGUCGGAGUGAGUGGUUCUUGUGCUUCCGUCUCCUUUUCCCAUGUGGUCGCCGCUGCCUUGAAGU
Molecule: messenger RNA, 2922 nt
Organism: Chara braunii
Lineage: Eukaryota; Viridiplantae; Streptophyta; Charophyceae; Charales; Characeae
Source: the annotation of a GenBank genome assembly